AUGGAACAUCUUGACCUUCUGUAUCAUUUUGAGCAUCGGCUCAACGAAUUGAAGCAAUCUGGUUGGCCAGAGGAAGCACUGGCCAUGCUCAAUGAUGAUGAACAGGAUAGUGAGCUGAGAAGACAAUUGGACAAAAUUCGGGCAGAUAACGUGAUUACACAAAAGCUUGAAGAACUUUGGAGUGAUGAAGGGUCGACAGAAAUUCACGAGCUUCAACAUAUGACAACCAAACUUCUCUGGAACUCCAUUGACAAAGGAUUACAUAAACAGCUCAACAAUGAGCAACUAGACUUCUGCGCUUUCAUAUGCUCGUGUUUUAUUCGAGAUAUUAAUUCUGAUAAGCAAGAGGAUUGGAAAUUGCUGUCCCAAAGGGCAGAUAGUUUCACUUAUUAUGUACCUCCUUUGGACCAUAUAGAAGCACUAAUCGUGAGGACAUAUCACCACAGGCUUGCACCCUUUGUCUACCCCUAA
Molecule: messenger RNA, 471 nt
Organism: Acaulospora colombiana
Lineage: Eukaryota; Fungi; Glomeromycota; Glomeromycetes; Diversisporales; Acaulosporaceae
Source: the annotation of a GenBank genome assembly